AUGGCCCCUACAACACGUCGACAGAGUGGAAAACUUCCUCCGCCUCGUAAUCCUGUCUCGUUUGCUUCCCACGAAGAUGAGGACGACUUUAUGGACGGGGCCCUGAGCGAUCUGGAUGAGCCAUUGCAGACCGCGACAACUCGGGAAGCAGCGGUCAGGAAGGCUGUCAAGGCGGAUGACCCUCAGGGCAGCGAAGACUUCGAGGAUGAAGAGGAGAAGGAAGAAGGAAUAAAAUAUGAUGAGGAAUACAAUGCGUCUGGUAAAAGACCUACGAAGCGCCGGAAAGUAGAACCUUCGAAGGCCAAGGUCACGCGCCAGACAAAGACGCCAACAACAUCUGCUUCUGCGUCUGCGAAGACGAAGCCAGCCGGCGCCAAAGCCAAUAGCGGUAAACUUCGCGGGAACAGGGGGAAGUUGCGGGACAUGCUGAGCAUGCCUUUGGACAUAUUUUACGAGGUCUGUAAGCUGCUGUCGCCGGCUGAUCUCCUCAGUCUUGCUCGAACGAGCAAGGGCCUGCGUGAGAUCCUGAUGUCUCGUAGCAGCAUCACUGUGUGGAAGUCUGCGAGGCAAUCUCUCGGAGAUCUUGUCCCUCUCGAGCUGCCCCGCGAAUUUUCAGAACCAGCAUGGGCGGCACUGGUCUUUGUCCGUGCUUGUACCGGAUGUGACACCAAAAACGCGCAAAUAGUUGACUGGGCCUUCAAACGGCGUCUUUGCACAUCCUGCAGGAAACAUAACCUUUUCUACGAAGGUAAACUCAAGAGCACUUAUCCUGAUGCAGACCCUGCCGUCCUCGAGCUGCUCCCUUACACACACACGGGAGCGUGGGCACAUGGUUUAGCUUCUGGAAAGAGGUACUUUUGGCAUGACGAGCUCCGAGUCCUUGUUAUGCAGCGCGGAAAACUGCUCAAAAAUUUCAUGAUGGGUAAAACGGGCGCGAAGGCUGCGUUGACCGAGUUCGACACAGUCAAGCUUAAAGCUGUGAAGUCUCUUAUGAAGAGUUGUGACGUCUUGGAAACAUGGUAUGACGAGUUUGAUAGGAACCGUGCGGCUCAGUCGACCGACGCAAAAACGGCUCGAUAUGAAGCUAUCGUGAACCGCCUUCUCGCUUUGGGUUACGAAAGAAGGGAUAUGUCCUGCUGGACUUUCAAAAACCUCAGCGCGGUCAAUUCAAGCAAGCCGCUUACGGAUCGUGGUUGGAAUACAAUCAGACCUGGACUAGAGAAGUAUUGUACGAAAGAAAGGGAUGACCGUUGGGAGAGCGAACGCCGCCAUGCGCGCGAAGAGCGCACUAGGAAAGCCAAAUGUCUCUACGCCGAAUAUCGCCGCACUAUUCUUCCCUCGGAGUGGUUUUAUCUACCUACCCCGGAACAGGCCACCAAGCUCCCUUGGUGCGCGGAGAUCAUCGAACGCGACUUCAAAACCACGUUGGUCGAGUCCGACUUCGACGUUCCUCUCACGAACCUCGCCUCAUCAGUCGAAGCCUGGGUUAGAGAGAAAAGGGAUCACUGCAUUGCGAUGUUGCCGGAGGAAUAUCGUGGCGCCAUGCCUUCCUCCGCCCCCAUGAUCCCCACCUCGCUUACGUCUCCAUCCGUCAGCGAUGUUCGACAAGGCAGGUCUCGCGGGAACUUGUGUCCGUUCCUGGGUCCUCUGGAAUUGGCUCGGGCUGUCUUCAGGGUUCCGAACGGUACGAACCUGUUGGUGGCGAAGGAGGCGUGCCAUACAUGGAAAGAGGAGGCACUGUCUAUCGAGUUCUCGGCUUGUGGCUCAGAAGCUGCUGUGCAGAUGAUGACGUUGGCUGGAUUGGACCCAAAGUCGACGACUGCAGCCGACCUCGACGCCAAGGACCACCGCUUCCUGUGUCUGAAUUGUUAUCGCGCAAACAGGGAGUCCUGGGGUAGUAUCAAAGCGGAGACCUGGAGAUCAGCUGUCGAGCACCAAUUCACUGCUCCAGAGACGACGCAUGUGGUUCCUGCGUGGCAGCUGGUUCAGCCCACGGAAGCUGUCAGCAUCAGAAUGCGAGAGCGACUUCUCUCUAGCGCACCCCAUGCUAGCCACAACCACUGGCACUGCCAGCAUUGUGGGCCGCGUCAAGAGAGCUAUCAUUAUAUGUGGCGUAACGACCCCUUGAACGCGAAAGAAUACAUCGACGUUUCAUGGAACAGGCAGGGUGCGAUCAGUCACGUCCAGGCGACACACAAUAUCCCUAAUCCUUCGGAUGCCGAUGUGGUCUAUAUCCCACCACCUGGGUGUCCCGACCCCGGAAAGCCCAUCGUUACGUAUAUUAUCGGGGCGUCCCCUCCCCCUACAGUCUCCGCGAAGACGAAGAAGGGACAAAACUUUGCAUGCAAGCAUUGCCAACCCUCGAAGAACCCGAGACUUUUCGUAGAACGUGGUGUUAUGGACCAUAUCAAGGCUGUGCACAAGGUCACAGAUCCGAAGAUCGCAGUGGAUUUCGAGAUUCAUGUUCAGCCAAAUACUUGAGUGUGGCCGAUGACGUCUGCUGGUAUGACGGUCUAUUACUUGGCUUGGACAUCACACGCUCCGUCUUUGUUUCUUGGACGCUUCUCGUUCCCCUCACUAUUGUACUAGCCACGCAUCUUCUGCCUCUAAUUCGUCUCAUGAUUUUUUGGAUAUUUCUUGCUUACCAAAAAAAAACCCAUCACCAUCUUACGAACUACGCCUCUGUCUAAUCCAUCAUAUUU
Messenger RNA from Stereum hirsutum FP-91666 SS1, 2702 nucleotides. RefSeq lists its product as uncharacterized. The transcript is spliced from 12 exons. The coding region runs from base 1 to 2481 and encodes 826 amino acids. NCBI's taxonomy places the organism in Eukaryota, Fungi, Basidiomycota, Agaricomycetes, Russulales, Stereaceae. Gene Ontology annotation, molecular function: protein binding. The record is from RefSeq and is a predicted model, not a curated record.